Molecule: messenger RNA, 2570 nt
Organism: Lingula anatina
Lineage: Eukaryota; Metazoa; Brachiopoda; Lingulata; Lingulida; Lingulidae
Source: RefSeq, a predicted model, not a curated record
UCAAUCACGAGGUCACGUUCCAAAAAACACGGCCGGUUUUUAAAUUGCGGGGUAUCGGAUGUAAAGUGAACGGAGGACUGAGACGUGGGUGUGGAUGCGGGUUCCGAGAAUGCCAGCAAUUCAUGAGACAUGGGGAAAGCCUUAUUAUUCGCGUGGUCGUUUAUGUUGUGUUUCGGGCCAAUCCUGUCAAAGGCGGCCAACAACAGGUCACAAACCACAGAUAUACAAUACGAUGGCGAAUCGUCGGGCAAUGUUACGCUGAAUAAUAUCCUGUUAUCAAACACCAUCAACAGCACAAACGAGCUGCCGCCGGCAACAUCUAGCGAUGAAAAUGGAGCACUGAACCUGAAAGGCAACGAAGCACUUUACAUAGCUUUAUUCUUAACGCUCCUCUUUGUCAUUGUCACCAUCUCCACCAUAUGUAGCGUACUGUGGUGUAUACAAUGGCGGGCCAAUAUGAAAGUCAUACAACGAGCCGGGAUCCAGCCACCGGGCGACCACGACGGGGACCAAGCAGAAGGCACAAACUUCAAAAAACGAACAUUUAUGCAAGUCCUACUUUGCCUGGACGACAACAAAUCAAGCAACGCUGACAGUGCCGAAUCCAUCGAGUCCAUCCCAGCGUAUGCGACGACACGUCUUCAAACACCGCAAAACGGUACACCAAAUGAAGGCGUCAAUCCCCAUCCGCCGAGGUGUUGCAAGCACCAACAGUUUCACUCCCAGGGUGAGUGGUCAUCAAAUCCUCAGGUGACUUGGUCGUGCCACUCUCUUUGCAGUGAUCAAUGCGUCCAAACUCACCCUGUCCAGCUCACUGGCAUUACUAGGACGCAGUCUCGGGGAGCGUGUUCUCGCACCUCUCUCUGCAGUGACCGUUGCUCAUUGCUUGGGGAUGUAGGUCGUAACGGGUCGAUUGGCUUAAAGUCGCCGCAUCCUAGGCCGGUUUCUUUUCCUUAUGCACAGGCCCCCCUCAACGAUAUCCCAGACUCCCGCGAUUUCAGACACGCUUCUUCGAGACGUAGCGUUACGGAAAGAAUUCCGCGAGGUUGUUUAACCUGUGGUGGAUAUGCAGAUGUAUGGAACACAAGUUCCGAACGUUGCCAUCGUGAUCAAGGGUCUAAGACAUCGCUUUGCACAGGCAGAAGGCGUUCAAUGACGUGUGACAGUUCCUGCUGUCUGAAAAGCCACAACCGGCCUUCUUACACUCAGAGAAGUGUGUCUUCCCCAGGCUGCAUCAACAAAUUUGGCAGCAUCAGAGCCAACAAACGACGCAGUCGUGAGUUUCCCCCAACUACCAACUUUCCUAAUACUACUGUGAGACCCAACCUUGGGUCCAGGGUCAGCGGGAGAGCGAGUCAAACCAAAGCAUCAGCCGAACAAAAUCCUCGCCCAUCGACUCCUCGUGUUAUCCGCUCUUCGAAAUCUCUCAGUCUCUGCUGCAGGGUUGGCGACGAGACUUUCCCACGUAGACAAUGUUACUGUUACGACUGCGUCAAACACAAAUUGAAAACAGACCAUCAUCUGCGGUCGUCAAAGUACAUGCCAAGUCACAGGUCUCAGUUUGACUGCCAGUCUAUGAAUCCAGGUCUCUCUAAGAUUCCAAAGAAAGCGCUUUCGUCUCCGAAUUUUUUUCGUAUGGGGUCUUUUUUGAAGCGGGAGUUGGCGGGCUCUGGGCUGUUUGCUACUGAACCCGGCACGGGCUCCAGUAAUAGGAUACCACAGUCCUUAAAGAAUGACCACACGUGGAGUGAAAAGGGUUGCCAAACUUUUUCAACUGACACUGACCCCGCGUUUUACCAUACCUAUCCUUCAGCACGAGCGGGUGUUACCCAAGCUUCUUUGAACAAUUCAUUCGACUUGCCAAGUACGCCGGAAAACGAGGAAAUGUCCGGAUUUUCUGAUAAUUCAACCGAUGAUUCGUCCGAUGAAUAUACAACAGGAGAAUAUUGUAACGCCGAGGUCGCUGACUACAACAGAACAUCGCUCACACCGAGGUUGUCAUGGUCUUCGAGUGAAGAAGAUGACAAAACCUAUAUCUUCCCUGAAACCUGUUCUCCUUCAGAGGCUCUGUUAUCAAGCGCCGACAAAACGUCCAACGAUGCUCCUGGUGGGAAUAAGAUUGACAAGAAAUUAGGAAACGAACAUUUAAAAUCUUAUGAACCGUUACAGCAACAGCCUAAUAAGGAACCAGAGACACCGUUUACUUAUACGUACACACCUUUACAUUCUCUUGACAGAACAGUGCCUAAAAGCAUUGUUUCCCAUACGUGAUCCACGUUAGCCGACAUAAAGCACCACAGUGACUUUACAUUAACAUAAUAUGGGAUACUUCAGGAGUUGUGAAAAAAUGUAUAAAUAUAUAAAUAAACAAGUAAAUAGUUAAAUACACAAAUAAAUUAUAUUAGGGCCUAACUACAUAUUUAUAUUAAAUAUGUAUGUUUAAAAACAGUACAUCAGUACGUAUUAUAUUGUACAUAAUUAUGUGUAUUAUAUUGUACAUAUUGUAAGAUGGAGAAAUGAUGCAUGUUUUUGUAUGGUGCCUUUGCGACUUUGAUAAUUUUUUACAUAUA